Didymella exigua CBS 183.55 is the source of this 654-nucleotide messenger RNA. RefSeq lists its product as uncharacterized. Lineage: Eukaryota; Fungi; Ascomycota; Dothideomycetes; Pleosporales; Didymellaceae. Gene Ontology annotation, cellular component: nucleus. The annotation marks the transcript as partial. Gene Ontology annotation, molecular function: DNA binding. The transcript has a single exon. The record is from RefSeq and is a predicted model, not a curated record.
UACAGUUGCAGUCGGUCAACGUUGUCGCGGAGGCACUGGCAGCAGACAACGUCGCGUGCAGUCAAGGACUCUGAGCAGCACAAACUCAACCUACAACAAGAGGCAGAGCUUGUAAAGUAUAUACAAGAACUCACUACCCGUCGCUUACCACCUACAAGAGAGAUGAUACGAAAUUUCGCCUCUGCUGUAGCGCAGGAGACGCUCUCUGAUAGCUGGGUCACUCGCUUCCUCCACCGUCACAACAACUGCCUCCUGCCACGUUGGGCCUCCGCUAUGGACUCCAAUUGCCACUACGCCGAGUCAUAUACUAAGUAUAAACAGUACUUUGAUAUACUCUACUCUAAGAUUGAUAAGUACAACGUAGAGCCAGAAAACACAUACAAUAUGGACGAGAAGGGCUUUAUGAUAGGGGUCAUUGGGAGGUCAAAAAGAGUAUUCAACAAGCGUCAAUAUGAGAGGAAGGAGGUGCGGCAGUCUAUACAAGCUAGUAACUGGGAGUGGGUGACAGUGCUAGCUUGUGUAUGUGCUGAUGGGAGUGCUUUACCACCUGGUAUUAUAUAUGAGGCAGCUGGGCCAGCUAUACGAUCGAGCUGGGUGGACGAUAUCAAACCAGAACAGCACUUAGCACACUUCACUACAUCCCCUACAGGCUAG